Molecule: messenger RNA, 1746 nt
Organism: Closterium sp. Naga37s-1
Lineage: Eukaryota; Viridiplantae; Streptophyta; Zygnematophyceae; Desmidiales; Closteriaceae
Source: the annotation of a GenBank genome assembly
AUGGGCAUCAGGGAUAUUGUUUUCUUGGUGGUGUUGGCUGCCAUUUUUCAAAGCUCCGCUCUUGCCGCAAAUCCCAGGCGUGAGCUUCUCACUCAUCACGUGGGAGCUGUCAAGCCAUCUAUUGGCAGCCUGUGGCGCGCGAGGUUGAACAGCAGGAUCGCCGGCGCCUCCAUUUCCACUGAAUCAAGAAGCUCUGCUCCUGCUAGUGGUGCUAGUGGUAGCAGCAGCAUCCGGAGCACUGCUGGAACUUCCAGCAAAGCAGCAGCAACCAGUACUUUACCAAGUGAUGCAGCUGCUAGUGGAGGAAAUAGAACGCUUGGGAACAGGUCUGCAGCAGUGGUUAAGGCGAAAAAUAUCACAGUGGGAACCAGGACCGUUGGAGCCACGAGCCGCACAGCUUCCACUUGUGAUGCAUCGUCGCUUGCCGACUACACCUCCUCCGUUCAGCUCUCCUCCGACCUAACACUCCACUGGAAGGCUGCAAGUGCAUCCAAAGUCAAUCUUGCUUUGGAGGCAGCAGCAGGCAGCACGGCAGCAGCGGGGUGGGUCUCUCUGGCAUGGUCUGCAGUCGGCCGCAUGGCCCCUGCUGAUGCUGUCAUUGGGAAUCUUCCUGGCGGCGCUGUGGCGGCUUAUUAUAUGAACGGGUAUGAGCUCAGCAACGUGCAGCCUACAAGCAGCUUCGAUAUUGGCAACGCGGUUCAAACUACAUCGGCUUCCGGCUCCACUAUUAUCGAGUUCUCCCGCGUUACAGGCGACGGCGCCGUACCAGUGAACGUUGGCAGCAGCAACACACUCAUUUGGGCCUUCUCCCAAGGCGGCUCUCAGACCCUGGGGUUCCACGGGGAGAACGAUGGGGAGACCACAGUUGACUUCUCCUGUGACGGCUCCUCCUCCUCCGCUCCCCCCUCCACCUCCCCACCCUCCUCCCCUGCACCCCCCUCCACCUCCCCUCCUUCCUCCUCCUCCUGUGCCACCUCCACCCUCGCCGGAUACACCUACUCUGCAGCCCUUGACUCCUCUCUCACACUCCACUGGACCACGGCCAGCGCCACCCAGGUCAAUCUAGCCCUGGAGGCAGCAGCGGGGUGGUUCGCCCUGGCAUGGUCUGCAGACGGCCGCAUGGCCCCUGCUGAUGCUGUGAUUGGGAACCUUCCUGGCGGCGCUGUGGCGGGUUAUUAUAUGAGCGGGUAUCAGCUGAGUGAUGUGCAGCCUACAAGCGGCUUCAGUGUUGGGAGUGGUGCGGCAUUGACUACUGCAGCUGGUGGCUCCAAAGUCAUGAAGUUCUCUCGCACGGCAAGUGACGGCUCCAUCCCAGUCAAUGUGAACGGCUCCAAUACGCUCAUCUGGGCAUACUCCCAGGGAGGCUCACAGACCCUCGGCUUUCACGGAGAGAACGAUGGUGAAAUCACCUUGGACUUCUCAUGCACUACCUCCUCCACCGGUGGUGGCUCCGGUGGUGGCAUUGGUGGCGGCAAUGGCGGCGGUGACAACAACGGAGGUGACAUUGGCGAGGGGCACCACGAGCAUGGCCAUGGGCAUGGGCAUGGGGAUGGGGAUGGGGAUGGGGAUGGGGAUGGGGAUGGAGGGCACGGGGGCCCUGGAGGGCAUGGGGGUCCUGGAGGUCCCGAGGGUCCUGGCCAUGAUGGGGAUGGAGGGGUUGGAGGGGGUAUGGUGGGGAACUCCACUGGUGGUGGGGAGGGUGGCAGUGGUUGGGCCGGUUGGUGGAACUGGUCGGGCUUGUGGUAA